AAAUCCAUGCGUUCUUGGCAAAUAGCCCCAUCGCCCACACUAACCAAUAACCGGUUACUUGAAUUCCCAGCGCGGCUAUUAUUGCCUCAAAUAGGCUUGGCGCAUCGGAAUGGACAGCCCUACUGAUAAAGCCAGGAAUCUCCAAACAACGGGUUUCAGUCGGAGAAAUGAGAAUGCCGAUCGUCGGAUGCUACAAAUAAGACACGCCGCUUCCCAGAUCCCAAGGUAGAGCGAUACUUCCUGCAACACCUCACAAAGCUCCCACCAGCCCUCGCACACCACCACCAUGAUCGAAAAUAUCGACGAAAAAGAGAAUCUCGCUCGGAUGGAGCGUGGCUCACUCUACUACGCCUUUACCCCAUCGGUAAUCGCUGCGCGCAAACGUUGCGGGCGUCUUGUCGGCCAGCUCAACCGCGCAGGAGAGCUGUCCCGGCGCGAGCUGGCAGAAUACUGGAAAAACAUCACAAACGACCCCCUACCACUCCCAGAUACAUGUGCGACCGAUGAAGAAGAAGACGCAGCACUUCACGCGUAUCCGUGGAUCGAACGUCCCAUUAACAUCGAUUACGGAACGAACAUCAAAGUCGGGAGCAACGUCUUUAUCAAUUUCAACUGUACAUUUGUGGACACCUGCACUGUAUCAAUUGGCGCACGCACUCUAGUCGGACCCAAUGUAUCCUUCUUCAGUGGAACUCAUCCGGUCGACCCGGAUCUACGCAACGGGACCUGCGGGCCAGAGUUCGGCCGUCCUAUCACCGUGGGUGAAGACUGUUGGAUUGCGGGAAAUGCCAUCAUUCUGCCCGGUGAUGUCCCAGCCUAUCAUGUCGUGGCAGGAAACCCGGCCCGGAUCCUGCGCAAGAUUGAACGAAGUGGUACAUCGACAUCUGAAUGUCCGCAGAACAACAGUAUUCCGGAAGAAGCCAAGAACGAAAUCUUAGACUAA
Molecule: messenger RNA, 943 nt
Organism: Aspergillus sclerotioniger CBS 115572
Lineage: Eukaryota; Fungi; Ascomycota; Eurotiomycetes; Eurotiales; Aspergillaceae
Product: sugar O-acetyltransferase
Exons: 3
Coding region: 287-943 (218 amino acids)
Molecular function (GO): acetyltransferase activity
Source: RefSeq, a predicted model, not a curated record